Messenger RNA from Erythranthe guttata (spotted monkey flower), 541 nucleotides. It is a transcript of the gene MYB110, whose product is annotated as myb domain protein 110. Gene Ontology annotation, cellular component: nucleus. Gene Ontology annotation, molecular function: DNA-binding transcription factor activity, RNA polymerase II-specific; RNA polymerase II cis-regulatory region sequence-specific DNA binding. NCBI's taxonomy places the organism in Eukaryota, Viridiplantae, Streptophyta, Magnoliopsida, Lamiales, Phrymaceae. Gene Ontology annotation, biological process: regulation of DNA-templated transcription. The record is from RefSeq and is a predicted model, not a curated record.
ACCAGACAACUAAUAUUACAGUACGUGGUGCAUGGUAAAAACCCUAGCUGCAUGCAUGCCACCAUCAUCAAAAUAUACAGAAUAAAAAAUGGAAAAAAUGAACAAAAAAUCAGUUUGUGGUAAAGGGCACUGGAAACCUUGUGAAGAUGCAAAGCUAAGAGAACUCGUCGCCGCGUACGGCCCUCACAACUGGAAUUUCAUUUCCGAAAAGCUGCAGCACUUAUCAUCUAGAUCGGGUAAGAGUUGUAGAUUGAGGUGGUAUAACCAGCUGGAUCCGAAUAUAAAUAAAAGAGAGUUGACGGAAGAAGAGGAGGAGAGAUUAAUGGCGGCUCACAGUGUUUACGGCAACAAAUGGGCUUUUAUUUCCAGGCGGUUUUUUCCUGGACGGACGGAUAACGCCGUCAAGAACCACUGGCAUGUUUUAACCGCCAGAAAACAGAAACACAGAACUUCCGUUACUCCAAAACUGACCACCAAUAGUUGUGCGACACGUCAUCACCUUCAGAUGGGCAAGGUCUCUGCCGGGGUUGUCUUUAGCUGA